AUGGCUCCUACUCCCUCGGUUCCCGCACAUUACCAGGAGAGAGCUCAUUAUAAAGAAUGCAUAGUCUACCAAGUAUAUCCGGCAUCGUUCUGCGACUCGAAUGGCGACGGAAUCGGCGACAUUAGGGGCAUGAUUUCGAAGCUAGAUUAUUUGAAGGAUCUGGGAGUUGACGCAAUAUGGCUAUCUCCAAUCUUCAAAUCUCCUUUCGUGGACAAUGGCUACGACAUCUCGUCUUUCCAGGAGAUUAACCCACAAUUUGGCACGCUUGAAGAUGUGGAUGAGCUUAUUUCCGAAUGUCAUAAGCGUGGCAUGAAACUUGUCAUGGACCUUGUCGUCAACCACACCUCUGACCAGCAUGACUGGUUUCUCGAGUCUCGGAAGAGCAAAGACAACCCAUUCCGAGACUGGUAUUUCUGGCGACCACCCCGUUAUGACAGCAACGGUGAGAGGCAGCCUCCCAACAACUGGCGCGAAGAGUUCUCGAACGGAAGCGCAUGGCAAUGGGACGAGACGACGGGGGAGUACUAUCUCCACUUGUACGCAAAGGAACAGCCCGAUCUGAAUUGGGAGACGAAGGCUCUACGUCAGGCUGUGUACAAGGACAUCAUGAAAUGGUGGCUAGACCGCGGUGCAGAUGGUUUCCGCAUGGACGUCAUCAACCUGAUCUCGAAAGUUCCGGGUCUCCCUAAUGCCAGCAUCCAGGACCCGAACGAGAAGUUCCAGUGGCCCUAUGAGCAUUGUGCGAAUGGCCCUCGCAUUCACGAGUUCCUGCAAGAGAUGCAUCGUGAGGUACUGUCGAAAUACUCAAACUUCAUAACUGUCGGGGAGACGCCCUUUACACAUCAUGAUUUCGAUGUCUUGGUGCCGUAUGUGCUGCCGCAGAAUAAGGAGCUACAAAUGAUCUUCCAGUUCGAGCAGCAAGAAGUGGACGGCUAUCCUCCUAUUGUGUACAAAGAGUACACUCUGCCUGAGUUUAAGGCCAUUACUUCGAGAUGGCAGGUUGGCAUGCAAGAGCGUGGUGGGUGGAACAGCAUAUACCUUGAGAACCAUGAUGUCGCCCGUUCUGUGUCACGCUUCGGCGACACAUCAACCGCAGAACUCCGAACGCUAUCCGCCAAAUGCCUCGCCGCACUGCAGUGCACGCUCUCAGGAACACUUUUCGUAUACCAAGGCGAAGAAAUCGGACAGGCCAACCUGCCACCCUCCUGGGGCAUCGAGGAAUAUGAGGACAUUGCUUCGCAGGCAUACUACCACGAGGAGCUCGAAGCGCGCCGGCAGAAGCAGAACACUCAAGACCCAGACAUGUCCGACAUCUGGAACAACGUGCAGAGGAAAGCUCGAGACCAUGCCAGAAGUCCGAUGCAGUGGGAUGGUUCUAAACAGGCCGGAUUCUCGAGCGCAGACAAGACGUGGAUGAGAGUCAACGAGGACUUUACCGAAUGGAAUGUCGCGAAGCAGCUCAAAGAGGAUGGAAGCGUACAUCAGUUCUGGAAGAAGAUGAUACAGUUCAGGAAGGCCCAUCUUGCCUGUACGUACGGUAUCUACACGCUGUUGUCGCCCGAUGACGAGCGUGUCUACGCCUAUACGAAGGAGUACCAAUCCGAGAAGGUGAUUGUGCUCAUGAACUUCUCUCAAGAGACUAUUACAUACACCCGAGUGCCAGAGUUCGGCAAGAUAAACGACUGGAUCAGCAACUAUCCUCCUGCUGAAAGCCGAGAUCCGAUUGUAGAAGGCGGGGAGGUGCGCCUGAAACCGUGGCAGGCGGUUGUUCUGUCGACGUCCUAG
Saxophila tyrrhenica is the source of this 1785-nucleotide messenger RNA. RefSeq lists its product as uncharacterized. Lineage: Eukaryota; Fungi; Ascomycota; Dothideomycetes; Mycosphaerellales; Extremaceae. Gene Ontology annotation, molecular function: glucan 1,4-alpha-maltotriohydrolase activity; sucrose alpha-glucosidase activity; alpha-amylase activity. The record is from RefSeq and is a predicted model, not a curated record. The transcript is spliced from 4 exons. The coding region runs from base 1 to 1785 and encodes 594 amino acids. Gene Ontology annotation, biological process: maltose catabolic process; sucrose catabolic process.